Messenger RNA from Penaeus vannamei (Pacific white shrimp), 1818 nucleotides. NCBI's taxonomy places the organism in Eukaryota, Metazoa, Arthropoda, Malacostraca, Decapoda, Penaeidae. The record is from RefSeq and is a predicted model, not a curated record.
AUGGAACAUAGUAUAGCAGAAAAUAGUCCCAUCCUCCUUGGAGGAGAUUUUAAUGCUCACCAUCCUCUUUUCAAUGACCCAACAUCCUAUCGACCACUUCUGAAAGAUCCUCCAGGAAUACAUAUAGAACAUCAUCUCUCCAAUAGCCUCCAUAUACAAAUUCUAAAUAAGACUAAGGCUACCCACAUAAGAGGAGGAGUCCUAGAUUUAACCUUCACUAAUGAUUAUCUAGCUUCUAAUGCAAACUCCUCCUUUCACGAGCACCUAAACAGCGACCAUUCAGCCUUAAUCAUUACUAUAGAAAUACCUAGGAUGAACUCCCCACCUUACCAACCAAAAUGGAAUACGCACAAAGCAAACUGGGGUAGAUUCCAAAAACUCAUUGAAAUAUGGGCUUCUUCCUAUCAAAUUGGUGACAAAACUCUUGAUAAACUAGAAGAAGACUUCAAAACAGCAAUCACAGAAGCUGCCAACUCCGCGAUACCAUUAUGUAAACCCUUUUCCAAAGAGCACCAGGAUCACUGGUAUUACAGUAACAGAGUCGCUGAACUACAUCACAGAGUGAAUAUAACUAAGAAAAACUUAUCAAAGUUCCCCUCCAAGGGUAAUCUCGACUUGUAUCGAGACACCUUAAGACACGUAAAAAGAGAGCUAUGGGAUAUACGAACUGAAAAAUGGCUUGCCUGGUGCGAAACUUUAAAUUCCCACACAAAGAUUAAAGAUAUUUGGAGCCAUCUCCGCAAAGCCACUGGCUGCUAUAGAACUAAUCGAAUCCCGGCACAUCCUGAUCCUCAAGGUGAAGCCAACAAACUAAUAAAUCAGUUUGCUACCAGAUCGUCUUCCAGUAACUUAGACCAAAAUACUGUGGAAGCCUUGGCAAUAAACAGACCACUACAACUGCACAUAAUAGAAAACGCAAUCGAAGAUUCAGAUGAUACUGACCAUCCUAUUACCAUGGCAGAAAUCAAUAAAGCCAUUAAUAUACACAAAAUCUCAGCUCCAGGGGAUGAUAAAAUAUCAUAUGGCAUGAUGAAGCACUUAGGACCCAAAGGAAUGGAUUUCUUACUUCAUCUAUACAAUAAAUCUUAUAAAGAAAGAAAAAAUACUGGUACCUCAGACAAUAUUGCUACUUUAAGAUCAAUGCUGGAUCAAGGCAAGGCCACUUUAGUUUUCCUUGACCUGGAAAAAGCCUUUGAGCUUGCGGACCCUAUAAUAAUUUCAACAAUUCUAGCGGAAAAAGGAGUGAAAGGACAUCUUCUGGCCUGGAUUACAGACUAUUUUACACAAAGAAAAGCUACAGUGAUAUUCCAAGGACACCUAUCAAAUACCCUUAUUUUUGAAAAAGGUACACCUCAGGGAGGCAUCCUCAGUCCAACUUUAUUUAAUCUACUGAUUGAAAAACUUGUCAACCUUCCUUUCCGAAACAACACCACCUUACUGAGCUAUGCAGAUGACCUGCAAUUGAUAACCACAGGUCCACAUCAACUACUACACGCUCAACACGCUUUAGAUCUAAUAACCCAAGCCUGUACUUCCCUUGGACUAAAAAUUAACCCGUCCAAAUCGUCAGGAUUAAACAUCGGUCCAUCUAGACCCUUUCAUCUACUUACAAUCCAAGGCCAAAACAUUGACUGGGUAGAGAAAGCUAAAUGCCUAGGACACUUUUUCUCAGAAAGAAAUCAUGAAAAAGAUCAGUUGGACUACCUCAAGCAAAGAAUACAAUCCAGAAUUCUAGCAAUGAGAAAAUUAACAUCCACCAGAAUAGGAGCAGGAUACAAAAUUCUACGCACUUCUAUACUCAAGCCAUCAGAUCAAUAA